AGUACUAGUACAGCGGUGAGUGACAGUCCCGCUCCACGGUAGCUGCUCCGCUCCUCUCCACUCUGCAACAACGAGACCCGAGCCGAGCCGAGCCGAGCAGGGUUGAGGGGACAGACAGACAGACAGACAGACAGAGAGUGAGACAGGCUGCAGCAGGAUGGGCUCCGUGCAGUAAAUGGGAUUAACCCGCUCAGACGGCGCUCGAGCCACUCGCAGCAGUAGCAGCAGCAGUGGUGGUAACGUUAGUAGUGGAGAGUGAAGCGCGAGCUCCGCCGCAUGUGUUCGCCCGUGUGGAGAACUUGCGCCGGCCCGUCCGUCGGACAGAGAAACACGAGCCAAAGAGGAGCGAAACUAACGACAGCUGCAGCCGUCAACAGACCCUGGUUCAGGUUCAACCGCCGGACUCAGCGGUAGCAGCAACCCCAAACCGACCCCCGCCUCCCCUCUCACAUGCCUGCGUUGAUGUGGGGGAGAGGGAGGGGAGCGCAGACGGGGGACGUUUGACUCUUCUCUCUCAACUUGCAGAAAUACGACAAGAGAAGAAGAAGAAGAAGAAACAAAAAGAAAGAGUUUGUGUGUGUGUUUUUGUUUGUUUGUGUGUGUGUGUGUGUGUGUGUGUUUGGGAGGGGGGGGGGGUGAAUACAUGGAGUUGUCGGGUGUGAUGGAGAGCCAAGCGGGCGACCUCCAGAGCUGCGAGGACGUGCGGAAGAGCGGCUACCUCCGCAAGCAGAAGUCCAUGCACCGGCGGUACUUCGUGCUCCGCGCCGCCUCGGAGCGCGGCCCGGCCCGCCUGGAGUACUACGAGAGCGAGAAGAAAUUCCGCGGCAAGGCCCCCAUCCCGAAGAAAGCGGUGGCGCUGGAGACUUGCUUCAACAUCAACAAGCGGGCCGACUCCAAGAACAAGCACAUGAUCGUGCUGUACACGCGGGCCGAGAGUUUCGCCAUCGCCGCGGAGAACGAGGCGGACCAGGACGAGUGGUACCAGGCCAUGGUGGACCUGCAGUGCAAAAGUAAGAGCCUCACUGACAUCGAGGAAGGGGGGGACUAUGGAAUACCCAAUCCUGGGCCUGCGUUCAAAGAGGUGUGGCAGGUGAAGGUGUGGCCCAAAGGCCUGGGUCAAGCCAAGAACUUGGUGGGCAUCUAUCGCCUUUGCCUGACUGACAAGACGGUCAACUUUGUCAAGCUCAACUCUGAUGCUGCUGCCGUGGUGCUGCAGCUGAUGAACGUCCGACGCUGCGGCCAUUCAGAAAACUUCUUCUUCGUCGAGGUGGGACGCUCAGCCGUGACAGGCCCGGGCGAGUUCUGGAUGCAGGUGGAUGACUCUGUGGUGGCCCAGAACAUGCAUGAAACCUUGCUGGAGGCCAUGAAGGCACUGAGCGAAGAGUUUCGCCAACGCAGCAAGUCUCAGUCGAACUCCGGCCCCGGAGGAGGUGCUACUGCUUCUAACCCCAUCAGUGUUCCCUCACGCCGCCAUCACCCAAACCCUCCUCCCAGCCAGGUGGGCUUCACCCGCCGGCCCCGAACGGAGCCCCCAGGAGGAGCUAACAGUGGAGCAGGGGUCAGCAGUGCCAAUGCUUCUCCCACCCCACGGCAUAGUUUUCCGAGGUCUCGCACUGCAAGUGAUGGGGGGAAAGGUGAGGAUGGGACAGGAGGGACCACACCCCUCCAAGGGACUUGUUCCAGCCCUUCCACCAAUGGUUCGUGCUCUACCACCCCGAUCCUCAGGUCAAAAUCAGCCCGUUCAGUCCCCACCACAGCUGCUAAAACUCCUCUUGGGUUGAUGCGUUCCAUCUCCUCUCCAGCACCCUCCCCAGCCCCAAGCCUCUCCUCUAGCUCAGGGCACGGCUCUGAGUUUGGAGUCGUGACAUCUGCAGGUGCUGGUCCAGGGUCUGAUGCCUACAGUCAUAUCCCCUCCCAUCGCGCCUCUGUCUCGGGCUCACCCAGUGACUAUGGCUCCUCAGAUGAGUAUUGCUCGAGUCCUGGGGAUCACACUCUCCUCCCCUCCCCGAGCCUCCCCUGUAGCUCUGUUGGUAGUGCUGGCAGCCAGUCCCUUGGCGAGGAGGGAGCCAAUUAUAUCCUGAUGGGCCAACGUAGUGGUGGUGGUAGCAAUGGCAACCAAGGUGGCUUGACAUCCAGUUCACUGCCAGCACCAGUAACACCAGCCUGUGGCUCCCAGCCACAGACCAGAAGAGUUCUGCGCCGCUCCUCCAGUCGUGAAUGUGAAGCUGAACGUAGGCUGCUGAGCAAGCGGGCUUCGUUACCUCCGAUGGCCCUGGAGAGGCUGGCCCCACGUCAGCGCAGAGCUGAGGAGCCAGCAGAUGAAGAUUCAGCCGAUUAUGCCAUCAUGUCCAGGAGCACUAGCCGUGAGUCCUUUGCUUCCACCUCCUCUACCCCACAGAGGGAAUCGGUCAUAGGUGUUGGGUCAGCAGGGGGAGGAGGAGGGUACUUGGAUGUGGCGGGAGAGUUUAAAAGUGAAGUGGGUGGAGGAGCAAGUGGUAGUGUAGAUAUAGGUGUGGACAAUGGGUACAUGUCCAUGCUGCCUGGCGUCACUCAGCCUCCAGUAUCCCUGUCCCCGUCAUUGUCUGUUUCUGUCCCAGACUCGGAUUCCAAACCUGCUGACGACUACAUGGCUAUGACCCCUAACAACAGUGUGUCCCCGCCACAGCAGAUUCGACCUCCACCAGCUUCUGAUGGCUAUAUGAUAAUGUCCCCCAAUAGCAGCUGCUCCCCUGACCAGCGUGGGGGUCUCUCUGGAGGAGUGUGGGUCGGCAGUGGUAGUGCAGACAGCAGGGCAGGCAGUGACUAUAUGAACAUGUCUCCAAUCAGUGCACGUUCUGUAAAUGGCAGCCCACCACCACCUGAACACAACAGUCAUUUGGAGACCAGUUCUCAACAGCAAGCCCCCAAGAUGGUCUAUUCUUACUAUUCUCUUCCCCGCUCAUACAAACAUAACCCCUCUCCUGGACACUUUGACGAUGGACCCGGACGAGGCAGAAGGUCCAAUGGGAGUUUCACUAGGGGAAUGGGUGGAGGUAGGACUGUGGGAGGGCGUCAGGAGCCAACAGCAGCAGUCAAUUCAGCAGUUGGACGCCACCUGUCACUCUCCUCAUCCUCAUACUCCUCCAGCUCAGCCAGCAGCGAGAGUCUCGGGGAGAGCGAGGACCGAGCUAACCAGACAGUUAGCCCUAUGGCUGGGGGAACUCAGUCCAAAGAUGGGAGUAAGCAGAGACAGGGCUCUGGUGGAUUGUCCAAGCAGGGUAGCCAUAGUAGGAACAGACCAGUGAGCCUGUUUGUUGAUGUAUCCAAGGCUAAUACCCUUCCAAGGGUCCGUGAGAACCCCCUGCCCCCAGAACCUAAGAGCCCUGGGGAGUAUGUAAGCAUUGAGUUUAAGGGGGAGAAGAACAGCCAGACUGGGGUUGGAGGAUGGCGCGGCCGUGGUCUCAGACAUGGCUUAUCACUGCCUCAUGGCUCAAGCAGCAAGCAUAAUCAACACAGGCCAACUUCUUGCUUAGGGGACUUUAUCCCCCUUUCCCGUAGCCCAUCUGCCCCCAUCACCCCCCCAGCUGCCUCUGAGUAUGUCAAUAUGGACUUGGGCCCUUCUCCGUCCCCCUCACCCCUCUCCCUUACUCCUCUAGUUUUCCCCUCCUUCCACACCCCUCCAACGCCACCAACUCUUGCUCAUGCUCCCAAAUCCUGCGAUAAGGGUACUGCUGGCCCUCGUGAAGAGGGGGUCGAAGUGGUUGAAGCCCCACUUAGGAAAAGCAGAGAAAGUGUCCCAUCAGUGUCUGAGUCUGGGUCCCCAUCAUCCUGUGGAGACUACACAGACAUGGUCUUCAGCUUGAACAGCACCACCGUGCCUAGGUCAUCAUCCAGUGUCUCCCCCAAAGCUCCUUCCCCCACCAGGACUGAUCCCUCUGUUCCAGUGCUAUCACGGGGUUUAGAUUUCCCCCUCGCCAAACCUGGACCCAACCCAGACCACGGGGCUAAAGUUAUCCGGGCCGACCCCCAAGGGCGCAGACGGCACUGCUCAGAAACCUUCCUUGCCUCGCCUUCCCUCCCCACCUCUACCUCUACUUCCUCUUCCUCCACUGCCUCCCUCUUUCCAGAACACCCCCAAGCUGUGGCUCGCCGGCUGGGCUUUGAAAGCAUGCUGUGGGGGAACGGUGCUGUGACUGACAACCCCACUCAGUUCGCCCUCCCUGGACAGCAGUCCCUUCCCACAAACUCCACGGAGCAAGGCCUUAACUACAUAGACUUGGACUUGGCCAACAAAGAGGGCCCCCAUUUGGGCCUGGAUGGACCCUCAGGUAGCCAGGCCCCCUCUCGCCUCUUCACUGUACUGGGUGGAGGUUCUGCGGUCGUGGGAGUGGGCGCAGCAGUCGUCAGCAGCAGCAGCAGCAGCUCAACUCUCAACACUUACGCCAGCAUCGACUUCUACAAAUCAGAGGAACUGCGGACGCAUCAGAAUGGAAACAAAGAGGGAACAGAGUGCUGAUGUCAGUGCAUCGUCCUUUGGGAAACAAUCUUGUGCCACUCAGAGAGCUUCAAAGCUUUGCCUGUUCCUUCUGUGACGACCAAUCACAUUGAGGGAGCGGCUGGAUCGGACACGCCCCUGAAGCACUUUGACAGACUGAUGGAAAACUUUCUUUGCUCUUUGCUUUUAUCUUGUUGGCUGUGGGAACCAAGAGAUGUGUGCCAAAUGACAUUCUUGAAAAGCUAUUUGCUGCUCUCAUUCAAGAGUAAAAAUCUAAUAAUUACGGUGGAUAUUUAGUUUAUGGAUAAGAAAAUUAAUAGAAUUAUAUAUCUGCUCAAAAAGUGCCUCAUUUUCAGAUUGUAGCCAUUUUACAAAAAACUUCAACUUAUUGAGACUAACUGACUUUGAGGUUUUUCGGGAGGGUUUUUUGUGCUUGAUUUGAUGUAGUUACAAAAAAAUGCAGCAGAAGAUAAAGCUAAAAGGAGGGGAAGCGUUGGUGUGAGCUUUUGCUGCGUUCAUGUCAUGGUAUGAUUCUGGUGUUUACAACUUGCUAACGACAGUUAAAGAGUUGUUCCUAUGAGGGCUGAAACUACUGUGCAUGGUCAAUACAACACUAUAUCCGUAAAAAUGUACCUCUGUGUCAGUGGGUUUAACAUUCAUAAGUACGACUUGGGUGAAGUUGGAAACUGGAAAAGACAAUCAAACUGAUUCGACAUGAAUGCAGCAUUUCCGCUAACAUUAAUAAUGAUAAAGGUACGAGCUGAUCUGCUGGCCUUCCCGUCUACUGUGAGAAAUAUUAGCGUAGCCUGUGUUAGCAUUCGUCUCGUUGUGACCUGUGCUGCUCUGAUUCUGUCUUUUUAUCUCUCUGUUAACUUUUUUUAACAAAGCCAUACACCUAAAGUAUUAAACACACAGGAUUGAAACAAAGGCCACUUGUAGCAGGGGAUGUAGUAGCUUGCUAGUUAGCUUAAGCCAGCGAGGUCAAAUUAACAUAAGCAUCGUGCCAGGCCGAAGAUUCAGCAUCCUGCUGAGCACAGCUCAGGUUGAGACCCCUGAUACAGAGCCACGGUAUCCCAUUAGUGCUAUUAGCUCCAGACACUUGUGUCUCAUCUAAUCCACUUCGUCUCAGGAUGCGAAAUAACUUUAGGUACAAACAGCGGAGGAUAGAGACCCUAUCAAUAGCCAUGCUAAUCCUAGCUCUGUAGCGAUCAGCACACAGCUUUUAGCACAGGAAAAGGGGUCUUUUCAAUUCUGUCCGUAAUUCUGUUCUCAGUUAUUUUAUACAUUAAGGUACCAAACUGUUUCAAAUUAUACACUUUUACAUUUUUAAACUGGUCGAAUUGAAA
Messenger RNA from Cyclopterus lumpus (lumpfish), 5820 nucleotides. Its product is annotated as insulin receptor substrate 1-B. Bases 644 to 4495 code for a protein of 1283 amino acids. Gene Ontology annotation, biological process: insulin receptor signaling pathway. The record is from RefSeq and is a predicted model, not a curated record. The transcript has 4 exons. Gene Ontology annotation, cellular component: plasma membrane; cytosol. NCBI's taxonomy places the organism in Eukaryota, Metazoa, Chordata, Actinopteri, Perciformes, Cyclopteridae. Gene Ontology annotation, molecular function: insulin receptor binding; phosphatidylinositol 3-kinase binding.